This is a messenger RNA of Rhincodon typus (whale shark), 1206 nucleotides long. It is a transcript of the gene ajap1, whose product is annotated as adherens junctions associated protein 1. Gene Ontology annotation, cellular component: cytoplasmic side of plasma membrane; plasma membrane; cell-cell contact zone. The transcript has 4 exons. Bases 1 to 1206 code for a protein of 401 amino acids. Lineage: Eukaryota; Metazoa; Chordata; Chondrichthyes; Orectolobiformes; Rhincodontidae. Gene Ontology annotation, molecular function: beta-catenin binding. The record is from RefSeq and is a predicted model, not a curated record.
AUGCCUGUCAAUAUAUUUGGACGACCUGUUGGGUGCCAUGCCUGGAUAUUGCUUGCCAUCUUUCAUCUAGCCAUGGAUUUCUCUUCUUGUGAAUCACAGAUUCAGGGUCAGGGACUCAGCCAGAAUUCAGAGUCGCUCCAUCCAUCACCACGUCACAGACUUGCCACUGGCCCUCUCUGGGUGUACAAAGAUGCCCAUGUUGGGAGAAUUACAAAAUCUUGGUGGCUUAGAAGGAUUUGGCCUGAAAUCCAUUCUGGAAAGCAAAUAUCGAACAAGCCAACAGGAGUUCACAAACUCACGUCAAACACAGGCACCCUGUGUACCGACUGUCAAUCCAAACAAUCUAUGUCUUACAAAUUGGACCCUUCAGUCUCUAUGGAGAUUAGGGAUUCGGUAAAAUUGACCUCUUUGAAAAGGUCAAGAAGGCAGAGUGAUCAUUUUCCAUUUGAGAAUUUUGAAAAACCCAAAUGCACUUCCUAUGACAGUGAAGGAACAGCGACUGUGAUACCGUGCGCCAUAGAAUGGGGGCCCACUAAAGAGGAGCUCACAGAGUUCAACAUGUUUUCAACUCCGACAGGUCUAUCCACCACUACGUUGACCCUGGUGCCCUCUACGAGAAUGACAACUGCCAGAACUACCACCACCACCACCACAGCUAGCACGACAUCCACCACUAUGCAAACCACCACAGCCACACUCAGGAGCCCAAAGAUGGUAGUGCCUGAGCCACGUACAACAGAGCCGAAUCUAAGCUGGGAGCUUAGCAACACAGCCAGGCCAUCCCGCAUUGGAGAUACUGGAGGUUUGGCUGUUCACCAGAUCAUCACCAUCACAGUCUCCCUCAUCAUGGUUGUUGCUGCAUUGAUCACAACAUUGGUUUUAAAAAAUUGCUGUGCGGAAAAUGGGAACGGGCAUCGGAAUAGUCACCAACGGAAGAUCAACCAACAAGAGGAGAGUUGCCAAAAUCUCACUGAUUUCACCGCUGCACGAGUGCCGAGCAACCUGGAUAUAUUCACUGCAUACAACGAGACCCUUCAGUGCUCCCAUGAGUGUGUCCGUGCAUCAAUGCCAGUCUAUGCUGACCAAGGCCUACACCCAACCACUGUUUAUAAAACCACCUUCAACGGAAACCGAACACCCCCACCUGAACGGCAGCUAAUCCCAGUGCCCUUCGUAUCGGAGAAAUGGUUUGAAAUCUCCUGCUGA